This is a messenger RNA of Vollenhovia emeryi, 1399 nucleotides long. RefSeq names its product leucine-rich repeat-containing protein 26-like. Bases 59 to 997 code for a protein of 312 amino acids. Gene Ontology annotation, molecular function: protein binding. The transcript is spliced from 3 exons. The record is from RefSeq and is a predicted model, not a curated record. Lineage: Eukaryota; Metazoa; Arthropoda; Insecta; Hymenoptera; Formicidae.
GCUUAUUCAUAUAUUUGUUCUCGGUGGACAGUCAGUCGUAAAGUCGCUCGUAGACAGAAUGCAUUUCAAGAUGUGCCGCGUAUCGCUUCUCGUUCUUGUCUGCGUUUCUGUCUUCGUAGACACCGCAAUCGCGGCGUGCACCGUCAGCGGAAACGAGAAUGGAUUUGGCAAUCGUCUAAGAUGUUCCAACGUGACGUUAAACGCCGCGCUAAUUUUCGGCGAGCCGGACGUGAACGACAUCAUGAUUUUCGAAUCGCGGAUAGAAAGUAUUCCCGAUCGAGCGUUCCUGAGACACAGCAAGAACCUAAUCUCUCUGAAUAUGCACAAGUGCGACAUCACGGAGAUUUCCGAUUACGCGUUCGACAGUCUGAGAAGAUUGAAGAAGCUCAGCCUGCCGUACAACAACAUCACGUCGGUGAGAGAUCAGUGGUUCGUCGAUCUGACGUCCCUGGAGCAACUGGAUUUGUCGUACAAUCUCAUCGCGUCGAUCGAGCCCACGAUCUUCGAGAAACUGCGAGGUCUCAAAUGGCUCGACGUCAGGGAGAACCGUUUGACGUGCUUGGAACCGGCCCAGCUUGCGCCGAUGGCCGGCCUCGAGAAGCUCCGCUUCGCCGGAAAUCCCCUCACCUUCCGGUGCCGUGGCACGUUGACGUUGCGGUUACGAGAUCUGGGCAUCAGUUACAAAACUGAUCAACGCGACGAGGAAAACUGGCUGGAUAGUAUAUUGUGGCUAUGCGCCAUGGACGACGUUAAGACAGCCGCGUCUGAAGUUUUCAUGGAGGAAUGUGUCAUCCUGAAUCUGUUCAAUCAACUUCGUACCGGGUUGACCACGGCCGAAUCUUUUCCCAUAUCCACCCCUCAGGAAUGCAUAUACGCGAGAAACGAACUCACGACAUGCAUCGCUGCGGAUCGCAGAAACGGCAGAGAAGUUGUUACUAAUGGAAACGUCGUGAGAAAACUGUUAAGGCACUUGAGAGAAUCGAAAUCCACGGUGUAACGCAACAGACGUAUCAAUUCUGUGUCAAUUCCAAAAACGUUAUAAUUAAUAGCUGAAAACAUUUCUAAUCGCCGUGUACGAAUAAAGCUUCAUGUAAAAAUGUUUGAAACACCCGAGGUGAAUAUUUGUCUUCACCCAGAAAAAAGAUUUAUUUAGAUUAAACAAGAGUGAGCUACGUUGAAAUCGCGUUUCUUUGAAUCUACUAAAUUUUUAUUUACUUCUACUAAAACACUUGUUAGAUUUGAAGAAGCAGAUAAGAAUUUUCUUAGAAAUUUCGGUCUUAAUCAAAUAAAAUUUUGGUCGAGAUAAGAUUUGUUCGAUUUCAAACCAACUUUUUUCCGGGUGCACUUUGUUAAACAUUUUAUCUUCCACGUAUAUAAAUAAACAUCCUAUCAAGGAAAA